CACCACCAUACCAAAGACCCAGCAUUCACAUUUACCUCCUACCGAACCCCAAACCCAAAUCAGACGACUUGAAAGACUUGAAAAAACCUCAAGAAAAAUGAUCCACCCAACCACCUUCACCACCCCGCGUCUCACCCUCUCUCCACUCACCCCAGAAGACGUCCACGAUCUUCACGAUAUUCGUAGUCGAGAUGAGGUUAUGAAAUGGAGUCUAAAAGGCACCCCGGACCCCACCCCCCAAACCACCCAAGAAUGGCUCACCAGAUUCCUAUCCCCGGAGAUCAGCCCAGAUUUGGGUCCGAGGAUAUGUUACGCUAUUCGCAUCAACCCUACCACCACAUCCCCACCCCCGCAAGGAAAAGUAAUCGGCACUCUAGGCCUUCACACGGAACCGCACCCCACCACACCAUCCAACAACCCCAAAGAUAUCUUCGAAUUAGGAUACAUGUUCCAUCCGUCCGUAUGGGGAAGGGGGUAUGCGAGUGAAGCCGUCUCGGCUGUCGUUGAUCGAUGGUUUUGUGAUCCUGGGGCGGAAGAUAUACGCCAAUUAAAGGAAUUGCGGGAGAAGGAGAGGGAGGGGGUGGAGGUUGAGAAGGGGUUAUUUGGGAUUGUCAAUCAGGGGAAUGAGGCCAGUGUGGGGGUUUUGAGGAAGGUGGGGUUUACGGGGCCCGUGGAGGAGAUGGUUGAGGGGGAUGGAAGGAGGAGUUUUGUUUAUUGGAGGGAGUUUUGAUAGUAGUUCAUUGUUGUUUGCUAUAGGGGUGUAUAUAUUAGAGGGAAUGAAUGGGGUUAGGGUUUGGAGGGAGUACUGUGUAUAUAUGAGAUAGUAUGUAACUAAG
This is a messenger RNA of Aspergillus sclerotioniger CBS 115572, 836 nucleotides long. Its product is annotated as GNAT family N-acetyltransferase. The transcript has 2 exons. Gene Ontology annotation, molecular function: acyltransferase activity, transferring groups other than amino-acyl groups. The record is from RefSeq and is a predicted model, not a curated record. Lineage: Eukaryota; Fungi; Ascomycota; Eurotiomycetes; Eurotiales; Aspergillaceae. The coding region runs from base 98 to 730 and encodes 210 amino acids.